Messenger RNA from Anopheles nili, 1989 nucleotides. Its product is annotated as zinc finger protein 83-like. The coding region runs from base 1 to 1989 and encodes 662 amino acids. The record is from RefSeq and is a predicted model, not a curated record. Gene Ontology annotation, molecular function: zinc ion binding; RNA polymerase II transcription regulatory region sequence-specific DNA binding; DNA-binding transcription factor activity, RNA polymerase II-specific. Gene Ontology annotation, cellular component: nucleus. Lineage: Eukaryota; Metazoa; Arthropoda; Insecta; Diptera; Culicidae. Gene Ontology annotation, biological process: regulation of transcription by RNA polymerase II. The transcript has 7 exons.
AUGACCGAGAACACUUGUGCGCUUUGUUUAUCAACAAAUUCCAGCUGGUUUGUCGAUGUACUUAAUGAAGACAGAAAAACUCUCGAUAUCGCAGAGAUAAUAAAAAAGCACAUUUGGUUUGAGUUUAAGCCAAAGGAGCAGGCAUGCAUUUGUGGUGAAUGCUGGACAAGUUUACACGAUUUUCACAUAUUUUAUACCAAAAUUGAGACCAUCCAUAACCACGAGUUCAACGACACCAGUUGCAGUAAAAGGAAUCUAACAGCAAUUAAAAUUGAAAUUCUAAACGAAGAUGUUGAUCCAGAACGCUCAACUAAUUUUGAAUCACAGCGCCGGGCAAACAUUAAAAGGCCUACACGUGCUUCUAAUAUUCCUCUAAAAUACCAAACAUUUUAUACUAAUUUAAACGAAAAGAAGUAUUUCGUAGAUGUAGAUGAAUUUAUCAACGAGAAUAACAGUUCAAAAAGAGCAAUGCUGACACGAAAAAUAGAAUAUCUCAGUGGUAGCGAACCGGAAGAUGUCGAUUACGAUGCAAGGCUUGAACUACAGAAGCGGCUUAAUUUGGAUGAUUUUGCUUUUUACGAAUACGAGCGCAAUCUGGAAUUGCGCGAUGAGCGGUUGUUUAAGUACGUUGAUGAAUUCUCUUGUUCAUACUGUAUUGAAAAAGUGACCUUUCAACGAUUCGUCGAGGCUAAUCACCAUUACAAAAUAAUUCAUAACGAACCCGGUUUUUUAAAAUGCCCGAAGUGUGAUAAGAAAUGUUUUACUCCUGGCAUGUUCAUAAGCCACAUGGAAACACACGAAGAUCCGGAAAAGAAUAAAUGUGACAUAUGCGGUAAGAUGACGGAUUGCAACAUUUCGCUUAAGAAGCAUAUGCGUGUGCAUCAGGCGAAACUUGAAGAAAAUUUACCAUUUCCCUGUAGCCGCUGUAAACGGCGUUUUGAGUCUGAAGAACAACUACAAAGGCACGAAAAAUUACACAUACCCAAACCAUACGUCAAAAAGGAAAUGGGUCCUGAUCUGGAGUUGCUCGAGUUCUACAAGCGCAUCUACUGCGACAUAUGCGAGGAGGUGAAACCAGAGUCAACAUCAUUCGAAAAUUUUUGGGAUCUUAGAGUUCACAUGGGUAAUGAACACAACAAGGCGGUAUACUUGAAAUGCCCCAUAUGCUCCGCAAGAAAUGCCUAUCGACAACACCUCAUUACACAUAUCGAUAUGCAUAAAAAUCCCGAGAAAUAUCGGUGUGAAGUAUGCAAAGAAAUAUUCCAGAAUCUUGACCAGCAUAUGAUAAAAGCACAUACUGCAAAUACUGUGCCAGCAGAAAAGAAACACAAAUGUGACCAGUGCGGAAGAAUGUUCAAUUUUUUAGCAAAUUUAAAAAUGCAUAUUGAUUGCAUACAUGGCUUGAAAGAUAUUCGUUGCAAUAUUUGUAAUAAAUACUUCAAUCUAAAAGCCUAUCGCGCUCACAAGAGAUCAGCACACACCGAUCAGAUGUACAUGUGCGAGCAAUGUCCGAAAAUGUUUUCAAACCGUAGAGGAUUAGAGGCACACAAGGGCUAUCACGACGAAUCUUUACUCAAAUUGAUUAAAUGUACACUGUGUGAUAAAAAGAUUCGCAUCUGCAGCAUGUCAAAGCAUAUGAAAACAAUCCACUCAGAAGAAGAACCCGUGAAUUGCAAUAUGUGCGGCAAAACCUUUCGUACGAUGUUCCACAUGAAACGACAUCGAAAGAACACUUGCGCAGCCACGAUAGAUUCACGUAAAUUCAAAUGCAGCGAAUGUGGAAAGGGAUUUUCCACAAAACUAACGAUGAUGGAGCACAUGACGAUCCAUACGCGCUCGAACCAGUACCAGUGUGCGUUCUGCUUCAAAUCGUUUGGCUACAUCUCCAACCUUUACAAGCAUCGCAAAAAGGCUCAUCCGCUCGAAUGGCAGGAGGUUCAAGCUCGUCCUGAGGAAGGCAUCGCCACAGUGAUUGUCGUAAGAAACUGA